Messenger RNA from Polistes dominula (European paper wasp), 2042 nucleotides. Its product is annotated as fatty acid synthase-like. The record is from RefSeq and is a predicted model, not a curated record. Gene Ontology annotation, molecular function: fatty acid synthase activity; oxidoreductase activity. Gene Ontology annotation, biological process: fatty acid biosynthetic process. Lineage: Eukaryota; Metazoa; Arthropoda; Insecta; Hymenoptera; Vespidae.
ACUACUUAURAAACGGAAGCAGAAAAACGAGUGAUCGAGACAAUACGACCAAGCUUACCACAGACUCAUAUUAUAAAUGUUAAUAAUUAUAAAAGUUAUAUUCUAAAUAUUACAAAAGGAAAAGGUUUAGAUUUUGUAGUUGCAAACUAUUCCAUCUUAGACGAUAUGGAAAAUUGUUUGGACAUUGUUAAAACUUUCAAACAUUUGGUAAUGAUUUACGAUUCUAAAAGGUCUAGUUACAAUCCGUUACCACUAUCUAAUUUUAUACGAUUCAUAAGUAUAUACAGCUACUGUGUACAAGACCUUCUUAAGUUACCACAAGAAAAGAAAAGAGUAUUAGCGGAACUGGUAAGAAAGGCUCUACAAGCAGGUACAUUAAAUUCAAUUAUAUCACGAAGAAUUAAGSUGGAGGGAGCAACAGAAGAGAAAAACACGGAUGCUUGUGAACGUUAUGGAAAAGUUUUGGUAAACUUGCAAGAAGAACGAAAAUUCUCCAAUUUCAUUCCUCAAUUUUGCUUACAUAGCGAUAAAUGCUACCUCAUCAUCGACGGUUUCAAUACCUUUGGCAGAAUACUAAUCGAGUGGAUGAUCGAGCAAGGAGUUAAAAAAUUAAUCAUUGCUUCAAAUAUGUCAAUACAAGACCACGAAAACUUGGUCCUUAAGUGGCGUAAAAAUGGAGCAACGGUCAUUGUUCGACAUGAAGUGGACUUAAGCAAAGAAACAAACAUUGCAGAAYUACUUAAAGAAGUUUUAAUAAUAGGUCAACUCGAUGGUAUAUUCGAUUUACAGAGAACGGAGAUAGAUUCGUCGAUUUCUUCGUUAAAGUAUUUCAAAGUUWCUGAAAUACUCGAUAAAUAUAGCAGACGGCUAUGUCCCUCACAUGUAAAAUUCUUUAUUUUCUCUUCACUCAACUUGAACGAAGAUUGUUUAAGAGACACUARUGUUGAAAAAUUAUGCAAAGAAAGAAAAGAAUCUUCCUUUCAUGGAUUAUUUAUUUUAAUGCAUAAUGUUUUGGAAAAUGCUCUAACAGAGACUAAAUUUAAAAAUGUAUAUUAUAACAAAAUUUCAUUGUUUUUAAAAAAACUAAGGUCUAUACUUUGUACAGACUCUUCAGUAAUUGCUGUCCGAUAUAUAAGAAAAAAUCAUUACGUAGAUGACAACGAGAAAAAUAUCGUCGUUGGGGAAACAGACAAGUUAUGUAAGUGUACUUUGGAGAUUUAACGAAUAAAACCAUAUAAUUUGUUUAUGUUCAUUGCUGUUCUCGAAUUUUUGUUUGACUUAAGUUAUUUGUAGCGUCUCGCACCAGCGCAGUGCCGACACCUCUCGGCCGACAGCGCGCAGCUGUAGCAGCGCGAGUGUAGCGGUACGACCGAUGGUCGCGCUCUCUAAAGUCACUAGAAGGCUAGGGAACCACGCUAACAAGUAGUGGUCACCAGACUAGAACAGUAUGUGCGUAGCCGUUGAGAAGUGUACAACUAAGAAAAAGAAACCCUCUACACGAGCAGGAAAAGUGCUGACACCUCUCGGCCGCCAGCACUAACGUACUCAGGCACCUCGUGAUGCGGUCCCGCAGGGGCAUCUGAUUGGCCUGACCACGCCUUUGAUUGGUCAGAGCGGAAGAGUGACCACUGCGACCGUUGCUCUCUCUACUUCCGGAUGCCUGGAUCGCCGUGGCGGUGCACACGCAGAAAAACCACCUCACUCUUACUUCGUCCGUCGCACCGUCCGGUCGCGCUCUUCUCAUCGCGCUCUUGCAUUAACAUUAUUUUCUGUACGUAAGCACGUGGCACACCACGCCGAUAAAUAAAAUCUCGUCCCACGGGAUCGAAAACAAAAUCGGAAGUUUCUUUCCUCCUCACGGAGUCUCAUUGGCCCAUUCCUUUCUCCGCGGCCCGUUCCUCGCGUUAGUGAGAACGCACCUUAACGCGUCUAGUGUCUAGGGAAAGAAAUUCCCAAAUAUUUAUUUCAUUAACGCGCGCGCGCGAAAUGGAUUUUUCAUUGACACACAGACUCAUCCAGAAACAAAUUUUCAGCGAUUAAUU